Messenger RNA from Protopolystoma xenopodis, 453 nucleotides. The record is from the annotation of a GenBank genome assembly. NCBI's taxonomy places the organism in Eukaryota, Metazoa, Platyhelminthes, Monogenea, Polystomatidea, Polystomatidae.
CCUUCAGAAACUCAUUCAAUUGGCAGCCUUUCUUCAUGUGAGACUUGCUUCAGUUCAAAUUCUCUUGGGCAAACAGCAACUAACAACUCUACUUCUAAUCGCAAACACGGUGGAGUCCUGGCAAGUCUUUUCGGUAGAUACCGUACUUCUAAAUCGUCAGCUUCAAAGAAACCGCCUACGUCACCAAGCCCUCCUGUCGUCGACGACUCAGCAUUAGAAGUUGCCCCUUGCCCUACAUGUGAACCUGCAAGUCUGAUUCCACCAUCAGAGUCAGAUUUAAAUGCUCCUGUUGAGAAAAAAAAUCCACCUAAAGCGCUGUAUGCAGAUGCCCAGGUUUCAGAGACGAUUGAGAUACAGACGAGUGGUGUUUCUGAUGCCGUAGUAGAUUUAUCCUCAGAAAAGGAUAAUUUUGAAUCAGAUGAGGUUUUAGAAUAUCCGGCUUCUGGAGAAUAA